Messenger RNA from Myotis davidii, 9203 nucleotides. RefSeq names its product SEC16 homolog A, endoplasmic reticulum export factor (gene SEC16A). Gene Ontology annotation, cellular component: endoplasmic reticulum exit site; ER to Golgi transport vesicle membrane. The record is from RefSeq and is a predicted model, not a curated record. Gene Ontology annotation, biological process: COPII vesicle coat assembly; Golgi organization; autophagy. NCBI's taxonomy places the organism in Eukaryota, Metazoa, Chordata, Mammalia, Chiroptera, Vespertilionidae.
GUGGGGUUUCGACGCAGCCUGUGGAUUGAGGGCCGGCGGCGCCUGCCCCGUCUAGGGCUCUGUGCAGCAGGCGGGCAUUGCUUUGCGAGAACUAGUGUGGGCAGAAACCAACAUCACUGGCAGAACUGGAAACCCGAGACGCGAUAGCCGUAACCAGGCAACCGCCCGCGGUUCGAGGUGCGCACGCGCACUCCUCCGCGGGUCAGCGCAUGCGCUGUCGCCUCCCGCCAGUCUACCAGCCUUCGAGUCCAACGACCGAAUGGGAAGAACGCGCCUGCGCCAGAGCACCGCUCGGGUUCUCCGCUCAGCAGAAAGCAGUUCUCGGCAGGUGCACCUGCUGGCAUCAGUCGUUCAGGACUGAUUCUUCCUUCGAGUCUGAUUGAAGAAUCCCUACUAUUCACGCAUCCUACAACGAGAAACGGCUGCGAGACAGAGUCAGCGUAACCGGGGCGACGUUUAGGAGCGGCCCCCCCCGCGCGCCCUCCCAGGCAGUUCAAAUUAAGGAUAACCCAGACCCUGCUUCUCUCUGAAAGUGGCAUCUGAUCGUGCAGGAGCUCCGCCAUGCAGCCGCCGCCGCAGGCUGUCCCGCCCAACGUGGUGGGGCCGCCUCCCACGGGGAGCCCUCCAAGCAUGUUCUGGUCCGGCAGUUCAUACAGGAGACAGGCGGCGGCGAGUGCACCGGGGGCUGCGGUAACUGGCCCCCUGCAGCCGGUAACGGACCCGUUCGCUUUCAGUAGACGGGCACUUCAGAGCACCUCACUGGGCAGUUCGUCCAAAAGCAGCCCUCCUGUGCUGCUGGGCUCGGCCCCGCCAGCGUUCCUUCCGCCCCCGGGUCUGCCUGUGCCUCACACGGAUGCUGGGGACAGCUCCCAAGGAUUCCACGCGCCUCUGCCGAGACCUCUGUCGCAGCCCCGGCCAGCGGCCAGCCCCUUUUCCAGUGUGUUGACCCCUUCGGCACCUCCUGGGCCCGAACUGAACAGGAGCGCCCAGGCCACUUCCAGCUCUGAACACGAAACCCAGGCUCAGUACAUUCCAGGAGGGGGUUCCAGCACUUCUCAUGGCGGCCCCCCACAUGGGCACCUGCCUGGGCCUGACAGGCCCCCGAGUGGACAGAACCCUCACGAUGGCGCUGCAGCACCCACCGCGUCCUCUUUCUUCCCGCAGCCACAUCCGCAGAUGCCAGGGCAGUGGGGGCCGGCCCAGGGCGGCCCACAGCCCUCCGGGCAUUAUUGGCCCCGCCCAGAAGGCCCGGUUGCCAAUGCGGCACCGCAGGCCUCCAGCGCCUCCCGCCUCCCUGCUCUGUCCAGCCCGCCUCAGGGGCCUGCCCACGAGCAACACCAGCCUCCCGCCCCAGGACCUGCGGUCGACGGGAAAGAUGGGGCAGCCUCACUGCAGAGUGGACACCACUCGGCAAGUCCCUUUGGCCUGGAGAGCACGUUCAGGCAGAGUGUCCGCGGGGGCAGUGCCGGGGCCGGCCAGGAGGUCAGGCCAAGUCCCACCGUUAGUCACGAGCAGGGGCCACACCCUCCUCUCGGGAACCCCUCCGCCCAGGGCAGCAGCCAGGAAAGCCAUUCGCAUUGCCCUCUGGGCAGCCGCGCCCUGCCAGAAGCAGACUCGGGCACGCUCUCCCUGUUCUUCCGAGGCGGAGAGAUGGAGAACGAGGAGUCCCUUUCCUCCGAAAACACAGGCUCCGCGGCUCCGUCUUACUUUGACGGUUUCUCCCCCAGCCCUGUUCUGGGCCCUCCUCCGGCACAUGCGGGCGCAGGCGGUGGCUACCAGGCCUUUCUCAGAGCCUCCCGCAGCGAGGCCGCACAGCAGGGAGGAGACAUGCAACCGUACUUUCCUCAGUCUGCGGGCACCCAGCUCGCUCAACCAGCCGCUAAGAAUGCUGCUGCUGACAUGUGGGGUGACACGACAGGCGCAGGCACUCAUGACGCUGGCGGCUCACACUGUGAGAAUGUGGAGAACUUGGAGUUCACUCAGAACCAGGAGGUUCUGCCAAGUGAGCCCCCACAUUUGGAUGCCUCCUCCCCAGGCGAUCACCCCAGAUAUGCACCUCUUCCCGGGCCCCCAGGCCCCAGGCUCAGUGUCACAGGCCACCCGGCGGGCGGGGGCUCCAACCUCGAGGCCCUGGACGCGCCGCUGCACCCCGUGCGGUCUGAUAGCGUGUCGUCUAGUUACAGCAGCAAGAGCCACAGGAGUGCGUCCAGCACAGCCAGGCCCCAGGACCUGGGCACCUUCAUCCAGCAGGAAGUCGGUAAACCCGAGGAGGAGGCUCCCGGGAGCUUUUUUAAGCAAAUCGAUUCUUCUCCUGUGGGAGGCGAGACAGAUGUGACCACCAUGAGCCAGAAUUACCACCACAGCCUGUCCCAGCCCUUGACCCCAAGCCCCCCCAAACCUACAGGGGUCUUUCAGACGAGUGCAAAUAGUUCUUUUGAACCAGUGAGAUCCCACUUAGUUGGAGUCAAACCAAUUGAGGCAGAUCGUGCCAACGUGGUGGGUGAGGUGAAGGGGAGCCAUGCCCACCAGAAGCACAGACCAGCCGCUGUACCGCCCGACGCCUGCCCUGGCAACCUGGAGCAGCCACCAGACAACAUGGAGACCCUCCUGCCACCUCAGGUCUGCCCUCUGCCUCUUCCCUCGCCCGCAGAAGCCAGUCACAGGCUUUCGCACCCGGGAGGGCCGCCCUUGGAGACGGUGCCUGCGACACCGGAGAAGAGGCCCUGGACCCGGGCCCAGGGAGCCAGGAAGUGUGAGAGCCCAGCCACGACUCUGUGGGCGCAGAACGAGCUGCCAGACUUCGGGGGUAACGUCCUGCUGGCCCCCGCCGCUCCUGCACUUCACGUGCCUGGGAAGCCUCAGCCAUCCGAAGUGGUUCAACCUCCAGACAAGGGGGUGUCCGGCCAGCGGGCCGGGCCGCCGGGCUGCCUCGCCCCUCUGCAAGGCGCGGAGGGCAUUGGUGCUUCUGAGAACCUGGAGAACCCUCCCAAGCUGGGGGAAGAGGAGGCCCUCCUGUCACAGGCAAGUUCUGGUUAUGCCAGCCUGCUGUCCUCGCCGCCCACUGAAUCUUCGCACAGCCAACCAGUCUUGAUCGCUCAGCCCGAUCAGAGCGCUCACCUGGCUCAGCCCCUUCCUUUUCCCGUGUCCUUGUCCCAUCCCACGGAGAAGACCCCGUCCUGGAGAGAGGCUCGGGUUGGGGACAGGUCUGCCGGAAGCAGCCGGGCCGCGGGGGCUGAUGCUGGAGAAGCCGCGCCUCUGUCUGGGGUUCCAGCCAGCGCGCUCACCUGCUCGCCUCUGUCUCACAGCCUUGCCCAGAGUAACUUCCCACACGUUUCUGCUCUUUCUGAAACGGUUUCCACUCCACCUGCUAAUUUGCUGGUUCAGCCACCAUCUCAUCCAGCUCCAAAGAACUUGCUUCCAGGUCAGAAGAGCCCCAGUGCCGAGAGUGCGCUGCCGGAGUUGGUUAGUAGCCCUGCCGGGAGCACAGGCCUCCUGCUGGUGGCGCCCGCAAGCGACGCCUUGGGGCCUCAUAGUAAUAAGGCAGACCCCCCCAGGAAUCGGGAAGAGACUUGGGGAGCCCUAGACUUCACGCUGAAUGGGACCGUGGAGAAGCCUGUGAGGAUGGGUAGCCUGCCCCAUGCCGAUGGCCCAGCUGCUGCUCCGCAACCCACCCCCAGUCCUCCCAGUCAGCCUGGGCCUGCGGCACGUGACCCAGACCGUUUCUACCAACAGGUGACGAAAGGUGCUCCCAACCAGCGUGGCCCCGAGAGAGCCCAGCAGGAGCCAGCUCCUCCCCCACCAGGGCCCACAGCAGCGCCUUUCGAACCCUCCAACCCAGAAAGCCCACCAGCACCAGGGCAGCCCCAGAACUCGGCCCAGUCACCUGCCAGUCCGGCUCCUGCGACCUGGGCAGCCGUGCCGCCGGGCCAGCCGUGGGUGCCGCCGCAGCCCCUGGACUUGGCGUCAUACUACUAUUACAGGCCCCCGUACGACGGCUACCCGGCCCAGUACCCCUCUCCAUACCCACCAGACCCGGGCACAGCCCCGCUCUACCAGGACAUCUACGGCCUGUACGAUCCCAGGUACAGGCCCUACGAUGGCGCGGCGUCCACCUACGCUGAGAACUACCGCUACCCCGAGCCGGAGCGGCCCAGCUCCCGGGCGAGCCACUGCUCAGACCGGCCAUCUGCCAGGCAGGGGCCUCCUGAGGGCUACUACAGUUCCAAGCGUGGAUGGAGCAGCCAGAGCGAUUACGCCAGCUACUACGGCGGCCAGUACGACUACGGAGAUCCGGGCCGCUGGGAUCGGUACCCCUAUGGGUCCGGGUUCAGGGAUCCCCGCCCCUAUGACCGCAGGUAUUGGUACGACGCGGAAUACGAGCCGUACAGGAAAGACAGCUACACCUAUGCUGACAGGCCCGAGAGGUACGACGACCCCUGGAGGUACGACCCUCGCUUCACAGGGAGUUUUGAUGACGACCCUGAGCCCCACAGAGACCCCUACGGGGACGACGUGGACCGGCGCAGCGUGUUUGCCGCCACAGCAGCUUCAGCGCCCACUCGCAGCAGGUGCGCGCGGGCCCGCGUGGGGCGGCAGGCAGGGUCCACAGCUCUGUGUAGACCCAGCCAGGUUUACAGAAGCUGCAAUGUGACCGUGGGGCCGUAUGAGGCCCCGCCGCCACCAGGCUCCUUCCACGGGGACUAUGCCUACGAUGCCUACAUGAGCAACUUCAGCAGCACCCAGGGCUUCCCAGAGUACGGCUACCCUGCCGACGCCGGCUGGCCCGCUGUGGAGCAAGCUCCGUCGAGACCCACUUCCCCGGAGAAGUUCUCCGUGCCCCAUGUCUGUGCCCGGUUUGGUCCUGGGGGUCAGCUCAUCCGCGUGAUCCCCAAUCUGCCCUCGGAGGGACAGCCGGCCCUGGUGGAAGUGCACAGCAUGGAGACGCUGCUACAGCACCUGCCGGAGCAGGAGGAGAUGCGCGCCUUCCCGGGGCCGCUGGGCAAAGACGACACCCAUAAGGUGGACGUCAUUAACUUUGCGCAGAGCAAAGCCACCCAGUGUUUGCAGAAUGAGAGCUUGCUUGACAAAGAGUCCGCAAACCUCCUCUGGAGCUUCAUCAUCCUGCUGUGCAGACAGAACGGGACCGUGGUGGGCACAGACAUUGCCGAGCUGUUGUUACAAGACCACAGGACGGUGUGGCUUCCUGGGAAGUCACCCAACGAGGCCAACCUGAUCGACUUCACCAACGAGGCCGUGGGUCAGGCCGAGGAGGAGGAGGAGUCGGUGGAGGCCCAGCUCUCCUUCCUCACCGACAGCCAGGCCGCCACCAGCUCUCUGGAGAAGGAGACGGAGCGGUUCCGGGAGCUGCUGCUCUAUGGCCGCAAGAAGGAUGCUCUGGAGGCCGCGAUGAAGAACGGCCUGUGGGGUCACGCUCUGCUGCUUGCCAGCAAGAUGGACAGCCGGACACACGCCAGAGUCAUGACCAGAUUCGCCAACAGUCUUCCCAUCAACGACCCUCUGCAGACCGUCUACCAGCUGAUGUCCGGGCGGAUGCCUGCAGCGUCUACGUGCUGCGGCGAUGAGAAGUGGGGAGACUGGAGGCCGCACCUUGCCAUGGUUCUGUCCAACUUGAACAACAACAUGGAUGUGGAGUCCAGGACGAUGGCCACGAUGGGCGACACGCUAGCCUCGAAAGGCCUCUUGGACGCUGCACACUUCUGCUACCUCAUGGCUGAAGUUGGAUUUGGGGUUUAUACCAAGAAAACCACAAAACUCGUCUUAAUUGGAUCGAACCACAGUUUGCCAUUUUCAAAGUUUGCGACCAAUGAAGCCAUCCAGAGGACAGAGGCCUAUGAGUACGCGCAGUCGCUGGGCACGCAGUCCAGCCCCAUGCCCAACUUCCAGGUGUUCAAGUUCAUCUACUCCUGCCGCCUGGCCGACAUGGGGCUGGCCACACAGGCCUUCCACUACUGCGAGGUCAUCGCCAAGGGCAUCCUGCUGCAGCCGCACAGGCACUCCCCCGUGCUCAUCAGCCAGCUGGUCCAGAUCGCCUCCCAGUUACGCCUCUUCGACCCGCAGCUGAGAGAGAGGCCGGAGGAGGAGUCCUUUGUGGAGCCUGCCUGGCUGGUGCAGCUGCAGCGUGUGGAACGGCAGGUCAAGGUGAGCGUGGCUUCGUCGCGGCUGGCACUUCUUGUGGCUGGUUUCCACCUGUGGCAUUGGGCGUGGACAGGACGGAAGGCGUGCGGGUGUGUGGGAGGGCCUCUCGGGGAUGAGGCGGGACAAGACUCUCAGCAGGUCCCGUGGCAUUGGAUGCCCGGGGGCAGGUGGGUGGCCGGUCUGAGCCCCAGAAACAAAGGGUGGGUCCUGCCGCUCACGGUGCCUCCCCUCAGCGCUGGCAGGUGUCUGUUCACUGCUCCAGCCGUGAUGCCAUCUCGGCGUGUCCUGCUGGGUGGCAGGCCUUCCUGUCUCUCAGGGAGGAGCCGGCCGUGCCAAUACCGCACCACAACUGAUCGCACCGAGCAGCUGCAGGGACAGGACAGAUGUGGCCUUGGCACCUUUGACUCUUCUCCAUGUCCCCAUCAUGCAGCUCCGCCGACGCUCCCUGAGGGCCUGCCCGCCGUCCCUGCCGGGGUGCCCAUGUUCCCUGUGCCGCCCCCGGGCCAUGGGGAGCCAGUGCCUGGCUUUGCAGAGCCCUCUGGGCCAGACCCCGCGGCCCGGUACCCAGGGCCUGGCCUGCCACCCAGCGCACCGUCUCUGCAGGAGAGCGCACACCUGCUCCGGGCCCAGGACCCAGGAGCGCUGCCCCAGGACCCCCGCGGGAGAGGCUCGCUGGCGGAGCGAAGAGAAGAGGAUCUGGGUGGCAAGUCUGAGAAUGCGUGCCCCUUGAUGAGCCUGUUCUGUGGGCUGGCUCUCAGGUUGGCCCAGGGCUCCAGGGCUGCCUUCCUGUCCGCCUCCUUCCCUCUCCUCUCCUCUCCUCGCUCUCGCUUUCCGGCCUCUCAGGGAUAUCCGUUCUGGGGCUCCUGGGCGGUGCCCCAGGUGAACCGGCUCCCGCGUUGCCUUGGACAGGGCUCCCCGAGGAUGCCGCAGGACUCCGAGGCCCCCCCAGCGUGGGGGGGUGCCAGCCUGGGGGCCCUGCAGCCUCCGUCUCGGACGCCCGCUCCUGCAGGGAAGAGCCCGGUGCCAGCAGCCAAGAAAGAGCCCAAGGAGCCUAAGAAGGUAACACGGCCGCCUCCAGCGGGGCCGGCUUGGCUCCCACAGCCCUGGGCACCCGGAGGCCAGGGCCAGGCGGUCCUUUCUUCUCUAAUUAAGCCAGACGCGUUUUCAGAGGAGCCACAGUGUGAGGGGCACAGUGGUGGGCGUUCUGUCUGUGCCCACGUGUCACACCUCCCCGCUCGGAGCUCGCGCUGGCUGUCUGGGAAGAAGAGGACGGAAGCGUACUUGCCAGACGACAAGAACAAGUCGAUCGUCUGGGACGAGAAGAAGAACCGCUGGGUGGACACCAAUGAGCCGGAGGAGGAGAAGAAGGCUCCGCCCCCACCCCCAGUGUCGCUCCCCAAGGCUCCGCAAGCUGCCGCCCCUGGGCCUGGCGGGGCCCCCAGAGCCUCUGUGAACAUGUUUUCUAGAAAAGCAGGUAAGAGUCAGGCCAGAAGCGGGCGCUGGUUUGGAACUCCCCGAGAGCCGCUGGCCGUCCUUUCCCCGGAGAGGGGUGCCGCAGGGUGCAGGGGGCCUCAUCCCCUCCCUCCUCGCGUGCCCGCCCUCCACGAGUACACGCGUGUGGGUAGGUGGACACGGCCGGCUGCUGGGAUGUGUCAGCCCCUCCCUGCUGUCUCCUGCACAGACGCAGAGGGAGCCCCACCUGCAGAAGUGUCUGGCAGGGAAGGGCAGGCGUUACCUGGGGGUCCAGUCCUUCCAGAACCUUCCUCGGAACCCCAGGUUGUGAGCCCGGCCAACUCGCUCCCUGCUUCUGAACUGGCCCCCUGCCCAGUGGACGGCCCCCAGGGGGGAGAGCUUUCGCGCUGUAGCUCAAUGAGCUCACUGUCCCGUGAAGUGAGCCAGCACUUCCACCAGGUACCCGUGGCUGGCGGUUCUCACGCCUCAGCCACCUCGGGGAGCGCCAGGCCUGGGAGGAUUGGCCAGAGGAAGUACCCGGUGCUGAGGUAGAUGACCCUGCGCCGUCAGCACGGGACCCGAGACUGCUCUCCACCGACACUCGGCUGACUGCCCGGCCUCCCUCCUGUGCCCGAUGGACACGCAGCAGAGCCACGUGCUCGCACCUGGUGAGGAAGAGCUGCCAGGUACCCACAGCUCCCAGAUCCGAGGACAGGAGGGACCUUCGGCUCCCCUUCUACCUAAGAAUGAGUUCAGGAUAAGCCUUUGUAGUCACGUAGGAAUGUUGUGCUGAGCACAGCCGGACGCCCUUUGCUGCUGGGGAGCUGAGCUGCAGGGACUCAUGAUGGCGAGUAGCUGCCAGGUUCAUCCUCAGUUCCUCGAAGACGCUGGAGGGAAGAGCAGGCCUGACUGAGUGGCCCCGACGCCUGCUCUGCAGCCACUGGGCCAGCUCCCGCCCCGGCGCCCGCAGCCCCGACAGCAGUCGCUGGCGGGUGUGUUCACCAGCCUCAGAGGGAAGGCGGUGGCGGCCUGGCAGCCGAGCCUCAGGCGGAGACGCCGUGGUCAGCGUGGUGCCCUCCUCCCGCAGCAAAGGCGUGUCUGCGGCCCAGCAGGACCACGAGGGUCCCUGCAGCCAGGGGCCUGGCUCUGUCCGCCCGCGAGGGAGGAACAGCCACGGCACAGCCUGGGUUCCGUGGGACUGGUCCUCGCCGAUCAGCCGUUGUGGAAGCCCUGACUGGGCUCACCUGGGGGGCUCAGUGAGCAGCCUGGCUGGGCUCCGGCAGAGCAGCUGUGUGGUUGCCAGCUCUGCACCCUCCAGCGACGUGCCCUCGCCUGGCUGGCACUGUUGGCGACAUCUUGACGAAAGUGGCUGAACAUACCUUCUUGCCAGAAGUUCCUGAAGCUGACCUCUGCCCUGGUCUCCCCACACCGAGCCCGGCAGGGCCGACCGCUGCCCACCGUGCGAACCUGCCAAGGCCUCCUCCCCCCGGGCUCCCUCCAGCUCCACCUUCACGACGGUUCUCAGAACCACUCACCUUGUUAAGCCUGAAGGGCCGAGGACAGGUGGAGAUAUUUAUAAAAUCACUAGGAACUAA